Messenger RNA from Durusdinium trenchii, 1500 nucleotides. The record is from the annotation of a GenBank genome assembly. Lineage: Eukaryota; Dinophyceae; Suessiales; Symbiodiniaceae.
AUGGUGCGUUCCUCCGCUCUUCUCCCAGCUCAAAGCCAUGCCGCCAUGCCUCGCCCCCAUGCGCCCGAGCCGCAUUGCCUCUUGGAGGAGCCCACCGUACGUCGGCAGCUGGUAGACUCGUGGGACAAGAGCUCCAAGUCGGUGCCGACCUUGCAAUCCCUGGCGCUGGCGAAAUGUGCGAAGAGCUGCCUCUUAGACCCCGACUUCGCCAUGGACGCGGCCGAACGGAUGCCGGUCUCCUUGUUCGAAGUGCUGGGAGACAUCGCCAAGAACAUCCUUCGGCAGAUGGGCGAACGCGGCGAAGGAAACAAAGUGAGCGGAUGGGAGGGCCUCUUCUCUCCGAGGCCCAGCUGGCUGCAGGAGAGCUUGGGAGGCCAUCCGAGCCUGGCCAGCAGCGAUGCUCGCCAGGUUUGUCCUUUCCUUCAUCCGGAGUUCCACCGAUCGGUCCGGCAGCACGGCGAAGCCAAGACGCUGAGCGGAUGUCCAUGUGAGCUUCUCCAUCUACAGCUCUAUUCCAAGAAGCCGGUGAUCCAAUGGAUGAGAAUCCCACGGAGCAAUCAAUGCGAUGGUGUGCCAGAGACUUGGCCCAACGAAUCAGGUGGUGAAACGCACCUUUUCCGAAGCCCACCGGUUCCGGGCGCAGCGAGCGAAAAGAGCGAAGGUUUCAAGAAUCAGAACUCCAGUGAGAACCAGCUUCUGAAUGGUGAGAACCAGCUUCUGAAUGGUGAGAACCAGAUCUUGUCCUCGUCGACGGAUCCCAGCGUGGACUUCGAGUUUGAAGGUGAGAUGAAGGGCAUCACGCCGCUUUAUGUGGCAGCCACUUGGGGCUAUCCUGAACUGGUGAGGUAUCUGCUGCAGAAGCAGGCGAAUCCCAGCCGACGGGAUGCGCGGGGCAUGACGCCCUUGCGAGUGGUCCUCGUCGCCGCGCAGGAGUCCAAAGUCUGCACCAGCGUGGCCGUGGACCGUCAGCAGGCGUUGCGUUUCAAGGGCCUUCGCUAUACGGAGGUCAUAGAGAUCUUGGAAGCGCAAAGCCUCGAGGAGCUUGAGGCCAAUUCGCGAGCUGUUCCUCCACGGAAGAGCUCGGAAGAGGCCUCCUCGUCGAAGGAACAGCUGGACGAGAUUCCGCGGCUUUCCUUGACAACUUCUGCGGCUUCCGCAGAGCGUAGCAAGGGAAGUGAUGCGUUCUCCGAGGCUGAGGUGUCGAUGACGCCACUUGUACAAAGACUUGCUCACGGUUGGAGAAGCGAAGACGUCGCGAACGCCGAAGCGAACGUCAGGCACUCUGCUCCGCUGAGCCGCUCUCCGAUCUCGAGUCACUCGAGUGACGAAACAGUCAACAGGAACAAGUGCCACAUUUUGCCAAGGCGGCUCCGGGGAGGACGAGCGCUCGUGGUGACAGUCCAGGAGGACGAGCGCGCCGGCGCGGCGGCCAGCGGCUACAGCAGCUCCGCGGUCGGCAGGCCACCUUCGGAGGAUGACCUCUUGGCCACCUUCGGAUGA